This is a messenger RNA of Capsicum annuum, 429 nucleotides long. RefSeq lists its product as uncharacterized. NCBI's taxonomy places the organism in Eukaryota, Viridiplantae, Streptophyta, Magnoliopsida, Solanales, Solanaceae. Bases 1 to 429 code for a protein of 142 amino acids. The record is from RefSeq and is a predicted model, not a curated record. The transcript has a single exon.
AUGCAUCAAGGUAAUAACACUGUUAUAGUGCUUGUAUAUGUUGAUGAUUUGCUAAUUACUGGAAGCAGUGAAUCAUUUAUCAAUGCCACCAAAAUCAAGUUGCAUCAGCAAUUCAAAAUGAAAGACUUGGGUGAUCUCAAGUAUUUUUUGGGUAUUGAAGUUUUAAUAUCAAUAUCAGGGAUCAUAUUAAACCAAAGAAAGUACAUUCUUGAGUUGAUUGCUGACACAGGGAUUAGUGGUACUAAACCAGCUAUCACCUCUCUAGAAUCUAAUGCCAAGUUAACAUCUAUUGAGUAUGAUCAUGCCACAGGUGCACAAUAUGAUGAGUUGCUAUCUGAUAUUUUAUCUUACCAAAGACUUAUUGGGAAACUUAUGUAUGCCACUAUUAUAAGGCCAGACAUUGAUUUUGCUGUGCAAACUCUCAACUAA